Molecule: messenger RNA, 10953 nt
Organism: Hemicordylus capensis (graceful crag lizard)
Lineage: Eukaryota; Metazoa; Chordata; Lepidosauria; Squamata; Cordylidae
Product: integrator complex subunit 6-like
Exons: 17
Coding region: 7536-10262 (908 amino acids)
Biological process (GO): snRNA 3'-end processing
Cellular component (GO): integrator complex
Source: RefSeq, a predicted model, not a curated record
GGCACCUAUAGAACUGAUGUGAUCAGUGCAAAAUGCAAAGGUACUUGGCAUUAACCUGAAAGAUUCCGUUUGCAAUAUUGCUUGUAAACAGAGGUCUCAAUAUGUUAGGUUUAUGACAAAUAUUUACAUACUGCUUUUCAACAAAAGUUACCAAAGCAGUUUACAUAGAUAUACAUACAGGAAGUAAAUAAAUAAGAUGACUCCCUGUCCAGUGUUCGCUCUAAGAUGCGCUCACACAUCUUUUAACUGUCUGCUCAGUUAGUUUUAGAUUCGACUGCGGUUGAAUCGGGAAGGCCCCACCCUGAAGGCCCCAGUGUGUGCGCACACUGCCUUGAGAUUGCUGCCCAGAACAGAUCUAAUUCCGCACACAGAUGAAAAAAAUUAGAGAGAAUACUGCCCCUGUCCCCAAAGGGCUCACAAUCUAAAAAAGAAACAAGAUAGACACCAGCAACAGCCCCUGGAGGGAUGCUGUGCUGAGGAUGGUUAGGGCCAGUUGCUCUCCCGCUGCUCAAUAAAGAGAAUCGCCACUUUUAAAAGGUGCCUCUUUGCUCAGCAGAGGGCAAAGCUGACUUUGCUCGGUCAGCUAGUUUGUUCCCUAGCUAGUCCUUAUUUGUGGUUGCCACUAACCUCUUCUUUCCCUCCAGCUACUUUGGGAGAGAGACAAGGUCUUCUCUCAUUUGUGCUGAGAUACGGAGGUGAAACAGCAGGAGCCUCUUCCACUGCUCAGAAGGGACUCUCUCUCUCCCCCACCCCCAGCCUUUUCAAGAAUAGUGAUGGAAAUGGCAUCUCUGGGGGUGGAUCUGUGUGUUGCCGGAUGUCAGGCUCACCAGAGAGCAGGGGACACUCAUCCCUUGUAAGCAGGUUUGUGGAUACCUGCUUGUCAAUCUUUGUGAGGGGAUGAGGAGAUAUUUACUGACUCCUUUGCUGCCAAAAGGAUCAGGUGGACUUGAUGUCAUCUCUAGGCCCUGCGGCUGUUUAAGAUGGGGCUAAAAGUGACUUUUCUGUCACUGCUUCUGAGGGGUGUGGUUUUGGCACUCUUGGGAACCCAACCAAUUUCCUUGCUAUUGCUCUCCUAUGCCCUGUUGGAAUGAUUAACCCUCACGCAGGAGUAUGUACUGAACACAGGCUGAUAUCCUUGCGAUAAAGAUGGAACGUAUCAAUAUAGGACUGUGGGCCUGGCAAUUUGCAGUCGGAAAUGGGACUGUGAGAAGUGGCUUAAAAUAUUACACAUGCAGACAAUAUUUGCUUAAUUAAGGGCUUGUGUUUAACAUAUUUUUAAAGUAAACGGCACAUUCGGUUUUGUAGCAGAGUGCGUGCUCUGGCAGUAUUGGGACUGAACAGACACUCCCCCCCCCCACACACACCCCCAACAUGCUAAGACUUUGUCUAGAGAAGUGGGAAGCAAGCAAACUUCAUUUUUUGUAUGUUCUUAAUAGUGAGUUUUUGGGGUCUGGUGUAAAUGCCCUUUUAAUUGGUCAGAAAGCACACCUGCCUGUUAAACCUGUUUUUAAAGUGCUUAACUACUACUGAUGCUGUGCAAGUAAUGCAGGUGCCUUCCAUAGCUGUAGCAAAUUGGAAAGGGACAAAGUGAUUGAUCUGCUUCCCUUCACCGGUGUUUCAGAAAUGCAACACUGUGUGUUCUGUGGCAAUCUUUCUCUGUCCAUGUUUGGAUGCGUUGAAAGUUGGAUUUCACUGAUCAGAUGUAAUCUGGAAACUAUGUGCAUAUCCUGUUUGCUACAUAGCUGUUGUCGUGAAUACUGCUGGCAUAUGCUGUGUGUGUGCUUUAGAUGAGCUAGCCCAGGAGUUGCACAGGAGCCUGGGAAGCUGUCUUCUAUUGAGUCAGACUUUUGAUCCAUCUAGCUCAGUAUUGUCUACACAGACUGGCAGCGGUUUCUCCAAGAUUGCUGGCAGGAGUCUCUCUCAGCCCUAUCUGGAGAUGCUGCCAGGGAGGGAACUUGGAACCUGUAGCUGCUCUUCCCAGAGCAGCUACAUCCCCUAAGGGGAAUAUCUUACAGUUAAUGAUGGGAGUUGUAGUCCAGCAACAUCUGGGGACCCAAGUUUGAGAACUCCUGGGCUCGUUGAUUUCUUUUUAAGGCUAUGUAUUUCUGGUGAGGCCGUAUCAUUGGGGUGCCUCAAUGAAGAUGAAGCCUCAAUCCACAGAAAAUAGAGACUGCCUCCUGGUUUUCAAAGUGGGUUAUGCCUCUGUGUGUAAGGAAACGUCUACCAGAGAUCUUCUGUUCCUGUGCAGCUGCCUGCUCUGUGCGAAGGAGUGGGUGAGCUUAGUGUUGGAUAUGUUCUGACAGGGCUGUGGUAGUUGCUGAUAGACCAGUAUUGUGAGGUUUUCCUCUGACUAGACAAGGCCUCAGUCUUUGUCCAAGAGCAAUUCUAGAAGAGCCUGUUCAAGCCAAUGGAGAAAUGGUGAACCAUCGAAGCAUUAUCACAACUGUAAGGAUUUUAUAUCUAAAGAAGAUUGAGGGGAUAUUUUAGGGGUCAUAGCAUGAAAUUGAUUGCCAGGAAAUUUAGGAUCAGCAAAUGGAAGUAUUUUUUCACACAACGCAUAAUCAACUUAUGGAAUUCUCUGCCAAGGUAGACAAUGUAUGCCAACUACCACAAAACCAGCUCUUCUCCCUUUGAGGCUGGAGGUGGCCCAUAGCCCUCCAACUAACCAUGAAGUGUUCCAACGCAUAAUUAAUCUAUGGAAUUCUCUGCCACAAGAUGUGGUGACAGCCAACAGUCUGGAUGGCUUUAAGAGGGGCUUAGAUUAAUUCACGGAGGAGAGGCCUAUCAAUGGCUACUAGUCGGAGGGCUAUAGGCCACCUCCAGCCUCAAAGGCAGGAUGCCUCUGAGUACCAGUUGCAGAGGAGCAACAAUAGGAGAGAGGGCAUUCCUUCACCUCUUGCCUGUGGGCUUCUCAAGGGCAUCUGGUGGGCCACUGUGGGAAACAGGAUGCUGGACUAGAUGGGCCUUGAGCCUGAGCCAGCAGGGCAGUUCUUAUGUUAAAGUGUAACUGGUGUAGGAAGAUUCUACACCUGACAGAAUGUGGGACAGGGAGAAGAGCUGGUUUUGUGGUAGUUGGCAUACAUUGUCUACCUUGGUUAGGUGGAGACUGCAUGUGAGCACUAGAUAAACAUGAAGAGCAAUAGAUAAACAUACAGUGGUCCCUCGACUUACGUAAUUAAUCCAUUCCGAACGCAUGUUCGGAGGUUGAAAUUUUCGUAAGUCGAAGAGCGCACCACGGAAGUCUGGAAACAUUCGUAAGUCGAGGAAACUGCAUCUAAAAAUUCGUAGGUUGAGUAAGCUGAAUCUAAACCGGCAACUACUUCCGGUCUUUUUUGUCGCUCGUAACUCGAAAACAUCGGAUGUUGAGUAGUUCAUAGGUCGAGGGACCACUGUAAAUUAAAUAAAUGCCUGCUCUUGAUUAUUAAAACAAGACUGCUGACUGAACCUCUUUAAGUGGUCUCUAAUACCAAGCUCUCCUGCGCCUCAUUGGCUUUCCUUCUGUGAAUCUGUGGCGGAAAUGGAGAAGAGCAUGUCUCUUCCUCCUCAACAGAUCUUUCCACUCUGGCUUUAAUGUGUCUCCCACACGGAUGUUGAGGCUCAGGGUAAGCUCUGGAGUGCUAGGGAAGGCCUGUCUGUUACUAGAAGUGGCUGAGUGGUGGUGUGGUCCACUUGUUUGGGUGUGGGGCCUCCACUAAAUGCUUGAAAAACCAGGUGCUGCCGGUAUUCGGGAACCCUGUUUGUGACAAGCCUUUCAUUAAAACUUGCCCAUUAAGUUCUUACGUAAUUGCAAAGUGGCAUGUUGUUAACGUGCCAAAGCAGAGCUUGCCAAAGCAUUGAUUCAUUGUCGGCAUGCAGAGACUGGGAGUUUAGAAGGCAUGGAGACUGGCAACUGGGAGAGAGCGGAGGGGGAAACAUACACGCUUCUCUCUGGCACUCUGCUUGUGUGUCACUGCCCCUCCUUGUGGCAGCUUUCUGAUUCUCAGUCCAGAGUCACGCCUCUGGUUACUUGAAACUGGGUGUCACAGGAAUCUUGCUUUUGUUUCAUGUCAGGUGCUGGGCAAGAGAGUGUGUUCCUGAUAAAAGAAUCCCAGGUGUGAGGGAUCAGUCCAGAUUCUCAUGUGGGAAGUCAUUGAUAACCAAAAGGCAAAUCAUCAGUGGGGUGGUCCAUGGUCUUUUCAGCAGUCGGUUGCUUCCCAGUAGCUGCUAGUCAUCCAUAUUUGGACACAAUAAAAAGUAGUGCGUUAUCUUCAACAUUAGAUGUUACUUGGCUAUUCUUGCUCUUUUCUUGGUGGAGAUGGUAGGACUCUGCUGCUCAAAGGACCCAUGUCCUGUGUUUACUCCCAUCUUGAUAGCUGUCCAUGACUGUCAUGUAGCAAUCCCACUAGAAUGAUGUGUGGCAAGCUUUCUCAGACGUGGGUCCCCAGUUGUUGCUGGACUACAACUCCCAUCAUCCCCGGACUCAGGUUUUGAGAAACGCCGAUGUACGGUGCCUGAUGUUGGUUGAACAGAACUAGUCUUGCAGUGCGGUAUAAUCUGUGGCUGUAUUGGAGGCCUGCUCAACUUAGGGGCCCCCAGCUGUUCUUGGACUACAACUCCCAUAAUUCCCAGCCACAGUGGCCAGUAGCUAGGGAUGAUUGGCGUUCUAGGCCAGCAUCUGCAGGAAGGCCGAAGUUGAGCAGCCCUACUGUAUUGGGACCCUGUCUGAGGGGUGGGGGGCAGACAACCAUCCCGACUUCCUAUUGACUGGGAUAGAUACUGGGCAGGAAGGUAAGCCCAUCUGCCUCAUAACCUAGAAAAGAACUACACAAAGUAUGGGCCAAGGAAGAAUUCUUCCAUACAAUUGCCUGCGUCGUCCUAGAGUUGGUGGCCUUCACACUUUGGGUGUGCCCCCUUUACAAUUCCUGCAAGUAUUUGUCUGUGUUGAUUCAACUUUUCUAAUCCCCAUAAGCUAUGUGGCAACAGUGCUGUUCCUUGCUAGUCUUUCUGGCCAGCUGGGAGAAAUUGGGUCGCGGUGGGUGGUGCGGCUUAUGUGCAAGCACAUUAGCAAAUCCAUCACAACAGGAUACCUUCUUUUAGACAAGUGCUAAAACAUCCACUCAGCAAUUUUGGGGAUGGGGGACACUUCCCUAGGAACCAGCUCUUGGAGAGCAGUAUGGGCCAAACUGGCAGUGAGGGAGUUGGCUUCUUUUAGCUGAGAGCCAUUUUUGUCUGCUUGUUGCCUGAGUUUAGAUUGCCAGAAAGUGGGUGGGCAUCAGACUGGCAUGCUGUGAAAUUUGGGAUUUGAGCAGCUUUUAAAGAUAGUGACUUCAGCUGCUUCUGCUGUGCAUACCACACACUCCCUCCCUCUCUGGAUGGGAAACAUGCAGUUUUUUAAAAUGCCAACUGCCUUUGUUUGGUCAGACUCCUGCAGAGAACAUGGCUAUCCUCUGCCUUAGGGAUUUCUGAUGUAACUCAUCCUAAACUCUGCAUAUUUCCUUAUGUGAAUUCUGUCAAUGCUGCCAGUAACUAACUGUUGGUCUCUGGUCAGUAUUUAAAUCAAAUUAUUUUCAGAGCGAAAGUACUAGUAUUCUUCAUUAUGAAUUAAGUUCCUAGAUUUUUAAGGAUGCUUCCUACUAAAUUUUUUGUUUUGUUUCUGAUAUGUGGUGUAAGAAUUGGGCUUUUGUAAUGGCUUUAAUUGCUGUUCUCUUGGACAGCUAGAACCUUCAUCAAAACCUUGGCUUUCGAGUUAGAAUGCAACCCUUUUCUUUGCAGUCCAGAAGACGAUACCUUGCAAGAUCAGCACAGACAGGAAAAAUUGACCAAUUAUGUUUUUUAAAAAAUGUUAUAUAAAUGCAGCUUAAGUAUGAGCUGGAGGCGUGAUGGUCUGAGGCAGUGCUACCAUACUGGGGUGGGUACAUAGGAAGCUGCCAUAUAGUGAGUCAGACCAUUGGUCUAUCUAGCUCAGUAUUGUCUUCACAGAGUGGCAGCGGCUUCACCAAGGUUGCAGGCAGGAGUCUCUCUCAGCCCUAUCUUGGAGAUGCUGCCAGGGAGGGAACUUGGAACCUGGAUGCUCUUCCCAGAGUGGCUCCAUCCCUUAAGGGGAAUAUCUGACAGUGCUCACACUUCUAGUCUCCCAUUCAUAUGCAACCAGGGUGGACCCUGCUUAGCUAAGGGGACAAGUCAUGCUUGCUACCACAAGACCAGCUUUCCUGGAUGUUAGGGGUAAUCUGUCCUAACAUCCAAAGUAGUUCCCUAGUUAGUACAGAAAGGAAAGGAAAUGAUGUGUGGGAUGCUUGCAGGCAUGGGAAUUGGCACUGAGUUCCAUGAUGGGGGUCAGGGACUGUGAAGUCACUGUAGCCACUAGAAGCUUCUCCCAGACUCUGAUUCCCCCUUGCUUCCUUCAAAAUGCCCCUUUUCUGUGAAACCCUUUAUCUAGUUUAGUCUUCCACUUGCACUGUAAUCCUAACCAUGCGUUCCUGAAACAAAUGCCUGCUCUGCCCCGUUCACACUUGCCUGUCUCCCUCUCCUUCCAUUGUCUCUCUGUGUUGAUAUCUAGAUCCGGGCUACUCAACUGUAAUCCUCCAGCUGUUUUUGACCGGCAGCUCCCAUCAUCCCUGACUGUUGGCCACUCUGGCUGGGAAUGCUGGGAGCUCUAAUCUCCAAACAGCUGGAGUAGCCAAUCAAAUCUAGACUGCAAGCUCCUGGACUUGUCCAUGCACAUGGCCAGUGCUGUGCUAAGUUGCUUUUUCUUGAAGCAAAUCUGUUCUUGCUGCUUAAGUUUCUCUACAACCUGAUGACCGAGAAAUUUAUUUGAGAAUACGAGCGUGGCCAUAAUGGACACCUGGUUCAGUCUAUGUGUAUUUGUUUUUUUCGGCCCAAGGCCAGCGUAAAUACAAGAAAAAGAAACAAUAACAACAAUAAAAUAUAUAAAACAUUAAUACCUUCAAAUACCAUAUACAUGACUAAUUUCAUUCAAAUGAAACCGGUUAAUCUGAAAUGCACAGCCUGGCAUCUCGUGCCUCAAUCACUCUAAACCGAAUGGUUCAGUGUAGUGAAAGAACGUGUCUUCCAUGCAGCUGGAGUCGGAAAACAGGGAGAGUCUUUGGGCAGUGAUGGAAGUUGAGGAAGAAUUUGCGACUGAUAGUGCAGGAGCAUUACUAGAAAUUGUACUCUUUAUCAUCCUGAACCAUUUUGGAAGGGCGGUAUAAAAAUCAAAUAAAUAAAUAAAAUUUACUGGGUAAAGUACAUGAUAAAGGAGAGUGUUCCAGUUCCAUGGAUCCUUUUAGCAAAUAUUCCCCUCUUUCUCAUGGCUCAAAGAAGCAGCCUGGGAACAUCAUCUUGUGCUACACUGCCACUCUUUAGAGAAUGCAUCUUUUUGUGCUAAGACCCUGCUGGCUAUCAAGCAGUAUGGCUUAUUUGGCCGAUGUUCCUACCCAGUGGAAUUCAGCAGUAGUGUUUAAUAGUACUGGAGGAUUAGCAGAGAUUCAAAGGCCCUUUUGUAAUCCUUCACUUAAACACCUUGGAAUGAGCCCUAAAAACCUCUGCCAAUACUUGGGAUGGGAAAAGCAGUGGGUGAGACGCUUUGUGUGGCAGUGAGAAACUGGGGGAUACUUGGAAGGAUGGAAAUGCUUCUGAUUGGUGGUUCUGCUCAACUCUUAACCUCUUUUCCACACUCAUCAUUCUCACACUGGACAGGCUGCCUUGCUCUGUGGUGUGCCCCCCACCCAAGAAAGAGAAACCUGUUGCAAAAGUGUCCAUCUCUUGCUCUUUCACAGGCUGGAUGGAAGGAAAACCAUGCCACUUUCAUGAAUGAAUUGAAAAAUUUGCAAGCUUCGGGGCUGACGACCCUUGGACAGGCUCUUAGAUCAUCAUUUGAUUUACUAAACCUCAACAGAUUAGUGUCUGGGAUAGACAAUUAUGGACAGGGGAGGAACCCUUUCUUCUUAGAGCCAUCUAUUUUAAUUACCAUCACAGAUGGAAACAAACUGACAAAUACCGCUGGGGUUCAAGAAGAGCUACAUCUUCCUUUGAAUUCCCCCUUGCCUGGGAGCGAGCUAACCAAAGAACCAUUUCGUUGGGAUCAAAGGCUAUUUGCCCUUGUGUUGCGCUUGCCGGGAGCCUCUUCAGUGGAACCAGAACAACUAGGGAGUGUCCCCACAGACGAGUCUGCUAUCACACAGAUGUGUGAAGUCACAGGAGGACGCUCCUAUUGUGUUCGGACGCAAAGAAUGUUAAACCAGUGCUUGGAAUCAUUAGCUCAGAAAGUUCAGAGUGGUGUUGUCAUUAACUUCGAAAAAUCAGGACCAGAUCCACCCCAUAUUGGGGAAGAUGGACUAGUGGAUGCCACCAGGCCCAUAAAUUCUUUCGGUUCUCAGCCAUGGCACAGUUGUCAUAAACUUAUCUACGUGCGGCCAAACCCCAAAACGGGUGUUCCUGUUGGACACUGGCCAAUCCCAGAAUCAUUUUGGCCUGAUCAAAAUUCACCAACACUGCCUCCCCGCACAGCCCAUCCUGUGGUGAGGUUCUCCUGCGUGGACUGUGAGCCCAUGGUUAUCGACAAGCUUCCGUUUGACAAGUAUGAGCUUGAGCCGUCGCCCUUAACGCAGUACAUUUUGGAGCGGAAGUCGCCCCAUGCAUGUUGGCAGGUAUUCGUGAGCAGCAGUGGAAAAUACAGUGAGCUUUGCCAUCCCUUUGGAUACUUAAAAGCCAGCACCACCCUGACAUGCGUCAAUCUCUUUGUGAUGCCUUACAACUAUCCGGUCCUCCUUCCUCUCCUCGAUGACUUGUUUAAGGUUCACAAACUUAAGCCAAAUCUGAAGUGGCGGCAAGCUCUGGACAACUACUUAAAAACCAUGCCUCCUUACUACUUACUGCCAUUAAAGAAAGCCCUAAGGAUGAUGGGAGCUCCAAAUCUGAUAUCAGAUAAUUUAGAUUGUGGACUUAGUUACAGUGUUAUCUCUUACCUUAAAAAACUCAGCCAACAGACGAAGAUAGAGUCGGAGCGGAUAAUAGGCUCGGUGGGGAAGAAAGCGCCGCAAGAGACUGGCAUUAAGGUGAAGAACCACUCCAGUGGCCUCUCCCUGAUCCAGAGCAGGGAUUUCAAACAGCUGCUUCAAGGCAUUGUGGGAGAAUCUCCGCUCAGGCUGUCUGAAAUGAACGUGAAGGAAUUUGCUGGUUUUCACAUAGGACUCUUGAAUAAGGACUUGAAGCCACAGGCAUACCGGAAUGCUUAUGAUAUUCCUCGCCGCAAUCUCCUAGACCAGUUGACCAGGAUGAGGACUAACCUACUGAAAACACACAAACUUAUUCUGGGCCAGGAUGAAGACUGCCUCCACAGCAUCCCUGUGGCUCAGAUGGGGAACUACCAGGAGUACCUCAAGAUGAUGCCUUCCCCACUUCGAGAAAUCGACCCAGACCAGCCCAAAAGGCUCCAUACUUUUGGGAACCCUUUCAAGCAGGACAAGAAGGGCAUGAUGAUUGAUGAAGCAGAUGAAUUUGUAACUGGACCUCAGAACAAGGUCAAACGUCCAGGAGAGCCCAACACCCCUGCCUCCCUGAAAAGAAGGCGUAGCAUGUCACCGCUGCUGAGGCGGCCCCAGUCGCCGCCUGUGAUCGCCAAUCAUGUGGGGGGCAAGGGACCCCCCUCCGCUGCUGGGGCCUUGGCCAAUUCCAGCCUCAAAGCCAUGCCAGCCUAUAAAGAUGCCAACAGCAAUAUGGUUCAGGAUGGCAAUGGGGAGAAGAGAGCAGAGAACUUCCAGUCACUGGACAAGCAGGUGGAUGGGCUGCCGGUGCACCCGGUUCCCCCCUCGCCUGCUGCCCUUGCAGAUGAUAGUCUCCCGAACGACGUGGACUCUCUUCCCAAUGAACUGAACUGCCUGGGGGAGGAUGGGUUGGACCACAGGCCCAUUGCCAACUCCCUCAUCAGGGGACCCCUGAACUACAGCAUCUCUCCAGAGGACCAAAAACUCAUGGCAGAGUCGACGUCGGGAGCCAUGCCAAAUUCAGUUAAAAUAACACCCAGUAUGUUUGAAGGGAACAAUGAAGUGAUCAAAAUCAAAGUAAUGAAGGAGGUUCGCAAGCCUGGAAGAAAUUAUGAAAAAAUCUUCUCUCUCCUUGAAGAAGUACAAGGCCCGGUGGAAAUCCAAAAAUAUUUCAUUGAAUUUGCGAUCAAGGAAGCCGCAAGGUUUAAAAAACGGGUCUUAAUACAGCACUUAGAGAGAAUACUAGAGGAAAUAGAGUUCAACAGCCCGCCCGACAGAGUUAAUCAUGUCAACAGUAGAUAAUAGUGUGUCGGCAAGACGAAUGAUGAACGGACCAGGGAGAACGAGUUUGCUGCGUCGCAGAGGAGUGGAAGAGGAUGUCGCGGCGGCUGCCCCCGCCCCCUUGGCAGCCAGGCGGUCUUUCUGUUGGCGUCGGAGGAGAAGAAGGGGCGGCGUUUUUAAGUUUGCAGACCCCUCUUGCUGGAAACUGGGCUGUGAACCUGGUGGAUUUGCUGUGGGAGGUGCAACUUCCUCCCUCCCCUCUCCUUUUGGUGGGCCCGAUCCGCUCAUAGGGCUGAAGAGAAAUACCCAGUGCUGCCCUCUCCUGCAGACAUUAUGAAAGCGCGCCCGAGGCUCCCCAGGUCCAGACUUCAGUUCUCUUUCAUCUUGUGAGGAGGACAGAGACUCUUCACGUGGACUUGCCUUUGGAAGCGCUUAAAGGAAACUCUGGGGUGUUGUUUUUUUUAAAAGGGAAAAGAACACAACCCUCCCAAUAUAUAUACUAUAUGUGUGUGUGUGUGUGUGUGUGUUACUUUUUAAUUGUUGAUAUGAGAAGAGAUUAUUUUGGACAGUGUUGUUUACCAGAUCCUUAAUUUGAUAUAUCAAACGGGGUGUGUGUGUGUGUAUAUACAUAUAUAAAUAUAUAUAUAUAUAUAUGAGAGAUUUUUUUUGAGCACUUGUAUAUAAUAAAAAUCAUUUUAUGAUUUUCUAAGAA